Molecule: messenger RNA, 1874 nt
Organism: Toxotes jaculatrix (banded archerfish)
Lineage: Eukaryota; Metazoa; Chordata; Actinopteri; Toxotidae
Gene: smyd1b
Product: SET and MYND domain containing 1b
Exons: 10
Coding region: 1-1719 (572 amino acids)
Cellular component (GO): nucleus
Molecular function (GO): histone H3K4 methyltransferase activity; protein binding
Source: RefSeq, a predicted model, not a curated record
AUGAAACAAAUCAUCACCAACCCAUUUUCUGUCUUUCAUGGUACAGUUCAAGAGGUGGUUGGCUAUUUUAGUACUUUGGCUGCGGAAUGUGCAGUUGUCAUUGAAGAACACAGAGGGCACAGAUUGGUCUACGAGUUCCUCAACUACACUAUCACUGUAUUUAGCCUCUCUCUACCGCUGAAACACUCCUCUCUUAUCCGCUCAGCUAACCAUCCAUUCACCAGCAUCUCAGGAACCAGCACAGCUACCAUGGAAAACGUGGCAAUAUUUGACUCACCUGGAAAGGGAAGGGGUCUGAAGGCGACCAAGGAGUUUUGGGCUGGAGAUGUAAUUUUUUCUGAGCCCAGUCUUUCAGCUGUUGUGUUUGACAGUCUGGCAGAGCGUAUUUGCCACAGCUGUUUCCGCAGACAAGACAAGCUCCAAAGGUGUGGCCAGUGCAAAUUUGCCCAUUAUUGUGACCGAACCUGCCAGCGUGCCGGCUGGGCCGAACAUAAGCAAGAAUGUAGUGCCAUCAAAGCUUAUGGCAAAGUACCAAAUGAGAACAUCCGUUUGGUGGCCCGCAUCAUGUGGCGGCUUGACAAAGAGGGGAGUGUGGUGUCUGACAUGCAGCUGACUACACUGGAGGAGCUGGAGGACCACAUUGAUGACAUGCAAGAGGAUGAGAUGAAGGAGUUCAAAGUGGACAUCCACAAUUUCCUGGACUUCUGGCCCCGAAACAGCAAGCAACACACAAUCGACGUCAUCUCGCAUAUUUUUGGAGUGAUCAACUGCAAUGGCUUCACUGUGAGUGACCAGAGGGGUCUGCAGGCAGUAGGAGUCGGACUUUUCCCAAAUUUGUGUCUUGUGAAUCACGACUGCUGGCCAAACUGCACUGUAAUCCUCAACCACGGCAAUCAAUCGGCUGUGAAUACUAUGUUUCAUUCUCAACGGAGGAUUGAGCUGCGCUCUUUGGGUAAGAUCGCAGAGGGAGAGGAGCUGACAGUCGCAUACGUGGACUAUUUGAAUUUGUCAGAGGAGAGACGAAGAUUACUGAAAACACAGUAUUUCUUUGACUGCACGUGUGAGCACUGCAAGAACCACAUGAAGGACGACUUGAAGAUGGGGGGGCGGGAAGUGGACGGAGUGAAGCCUUCAGAGGAACAGGUGAAAGAGGCAACAGAUUAUAGCUUUGAAAUGCUGGAGAAGAUGGACAAGGCUCGAUUAAACGGUGACUACCAUGAGGUGGUAAAAAUCUGCAGGGAGUGCAUAGAGAAAACAGAGCCAGUUUUGGCUGACACUCACAUCUACCUGCUGAGGAUGUGGAGCACGUUAAGUGAGGUGCAAGCUUACCUGCAGUACUUUGAUGAUGCUGCUGAGUACGCCCGCAAAAUGGUGGAAGGAUACAUGAAGCUGUAUCACCCAAACAACGCUGCUCUUGGUAUGGCUGCCAUGAGAGCCGGAGUGACCCACUGGCAGGCUGGGCAGAUAGAGGUUGGACACGGAAUGAUCUGCAAGGCCUACGCCAUUCUCAUGGUCACUCACGGCCCAACACAUCCCAUCACCAAGGACCUGGAUGCAAUGCGGAUGCAGACGGAGAUGGAGCUAAGGAUGUUCAAGCAGAACGAGUAUGUUUACCAUAGUAUGAGAGAGGCAGCUCUGAAGAACAAACCAAUGACCAUGAUGCAUGAACCCAAGUCUGUGGAGGAGGGGAUCAAGAAUCUCUUCCACCGGAGAAAGUAAUCAUUGGACUGCAGUCAAGAAAACCCUCCUAUUGUUUACUGUAAACAGCUUUCUGAGUGUUGGUGUGACAGUCUACAUGAUCGUUUUCUGGAUCACUCUUUUGUAGUUACACUUUUCAUUAAAAAGAUGCCACGUCAAACUUGUUCUUUUUGUUU